UAUUGUGGAACUCCACUAGGAAAGUAGUGGCGCGUCCGUAAUCACAUUUUUUUCAUUUCCCUGGGUUUUCUUAAACGCCGUUCUUUUCCAUUUUCUCUUUUUUUUCUUCCAUUUUUUCUCCUUCUCUAUUUUCUUCCUUCAAACGAAACCCUUGUUUUCUUCUUCCCUUCCUACUUUCGAUUGCAAAACAGAAAACCAAUACCAUCGAAGUUCUUUCUGCAACAAACCCUAGCGAUUCGAAGCUACGCGUUAGAGAGAGAAACCGCCAUUGAACCUUUUAUGAUGAAGUGCGAUGCGACUCACUGAGUUGAACCGAAUAAAGAUCUGAGUUUCGGUGAUCGGUUUAACGCGCUCAUGGGUGCUGCAGGCUCCAAGCUUGAGAAGGCUCUUGGUGACCAAUUCCCUGAAGGAGAGCGUUACUUUGGUCUUGAGAAUUUCGGCAAUACUUGUUACUGCAACAGCGUUUUGCAGGCACUAUACUUCUGUGUUCCAUUCCGUGAACAAUUGCUAGAAUAUUAUGGAAAUAACAAAAGCAUAGUAGAUGCAGAGGAAAAUCUUUUGACUUGCUUAGCCGACUUAUUUUCGCAGAUAAGUUCCCAAAAGAAGAAAACUGGCGUCAUUGCUCCCAAACGAUUUGUACAGAGGUUGAAAAAACAGAAUGAACUCUUCCGUAGCUAUAUGCACCAGGAUGCCCAUGAGUUCUUGAACUUUUUGUUGAAUGAACUUGUUGACAUUUUGGAGAAAGAGGCCCAGGCUGCAAAAAAUGAUCAAGAUACAUCACCACCUGUAAAGGCUGCGAAUGGACAUAUGAACGGUCCAGUUAAUGGUGCUAGAAAAGAGCCUUUAGUUACUUGGGUGCACAAAAAUUUUCAGGGAAUACUCACCAACGAGACAAGGUGCUUGCAAUGUGAAACAUUAACAGCUAGGGAUGAAACUUUUUUCGACUUGAGCCUUGACAUUGAACAGAAUAGUUCAAUUACAAGUUGUUUGAAAAACUUCAGUUCGACUGAGACAUUGAAUGCCGAAGACAAAUUUUUUUGUGACAAGUGCUGCAGCUUGCAAGAAGCUCAGAAGAGGAUGAAGAUAAAGAAACCGCCUCACAUCUUGGUCAUCCAUCUUAAGCGGUUUAAGUACAUUGAACAGCUGGGCCGCUACAAGAAGCUGUCUUACCGGGUUGUCUUCCCCCUUGAGCUGAAGUUAAGUGAUACUGUUGAAGAAGCGGAUAUUGAGUAUUCUCUUUUUGCAGUGGUUGUCCAUGUUGGGAGUGGGCCCAACCACGGGCAUUAUGUCAGUCUUGUGAAAAGCCAUAACCACUGGUUAUUUUUUGACGACGAAAAUGUUGAGAUGAUUGACGAGUCUGCUGUUCAGACAUUCUUUGGGUCAUCGCAAGAAUAUUCCAGUAAUACAGACCAUGGUUACAUUUUGUUCUAUGAGAGCAUUGGCUCUGGUAACGGGAACUAGAUGGAGGAGCCUUGCGUGUUUUAGGUACUUGAAUCAUAUGAACUUGUCGUCGGUUUGAUUAAUUUUCUUUUGUAACCGUUUUCCCUUGUUCAACCUGUUUGAGGAGUUCUUAUAUAUCCUUGAGAGGAUACAGGUUGUGAAAAUGUAUACUUAGGUGGUUGGCAUGUAUAGUGGAUAGUGGAAGCACUGUCCUUUUUUCCACAAUAAGAGCAGAUAGAGCAGUGUAUAUGGUCAAUUUCACAGACAAUGUAUUCAUGGGGUCAAAUGUUCAGUCGACAUUAGAAAGACAAUGCAAGGGCAAUUCCUCGUAACUUAUGAUAGUUUAUU
Molecule: messenger RNA, 1788 nt
Organism: Gastrolobium bilobum
Lineage: Eukaryota; Viridiplantae; Streptophyta; Magnoliopsida; Fabales; Fabaceae
Product: ubiquitin carboxyl-terminal hydrolase 3-like
Exons: 6
Coding region: 355-1461 (368 amino acids)
Biological process (GO): protein deubiquitination
Cellular component (GO): cytosol; nucleus
Molecular function (GO): cysteine-type deubiquitinase activity; cysteine-type endopeptidase activity
Source: RefSeq, a predicted model, not a curated record